AUCUGGACUAUUUGAACAUUGGACUCCUUUUAUCAGUCUUUCCUCUGAUUUUUAAAUUUACACCUUAGUUUGCACUUUUUGUCAUCCAGACCGACCUAUAAAAGGUCAGCUUUUAACCCUACCUCAGCACUUGGGGAUUUGCUCUAGUAGAGUUUGGUUUAGGAUCGUGUUAGUCUACAGACGUAAACAUGGCACCUAAGACUGUGCUCAUUACUGGCUGUUCGACAGGGAUGGGGCUGGCAGCGGCAGUGAUGAUGGCCAAGGACGCGCGAUUCAAGGUUUAUGCCACAAUGAGGAAUCUCAAGUCCAAAACUGACUUGGAGAAAGCAGCCGGACGCACCCUGAACAAGUCGCUCUUCAUCCGAGAACUUGACGUUACCAAGGAGUCCACCAUCAAAUCGGUCGUGGGUGAGAUUUUAAAGGAAAACGGGAGAAUCGAUGUUCUUGUGAACAAUGCUGGCUACUCGGAAACAGAUGCCAUCGACCAACUGCCCUUGGAGGCUUGUCAGGCCAUGAUGGACACCAAUUUCUGGGGCGCAGUGAGGACCAUGCGAGCCGUGUUACCAGCGAUGAAGAGACAGAAGUCUGGCCGGAUCAUCAAUGUCACCAGUGCGACUGCUUUGUGGGGCACGCCUUUCGUUGCCACCUACACUGCCGCCAAAUUUGCCUUGGAGGGCUUCACUGAAUCGAGUGCCCCAGUGCUGAAACGUACAUACAACAUCAGAAUGAGCAUUGUGGAACCUGGGCCGACGCAAACAGCAAUGGUCACCAAGUUCGGGGCCGUAUCUCCAGCUGAGCAAUCCAAGAAUUUCGAUCCCCCUUUGAGAGACGAAUAUGUGAAGUUUAUGGAGGCAUUUGCAGCUCCCAUGAUGAAGUCAAUGGUGAGCGCCGACGAAGCAGCCAAGGUGAUCGUGGAGGCCAUAGUGAGUGAAAAUCCCCACCUGCGUUACCAGAUCCAAGACCUCUACAAGAAGUUAGCAGCCAAGAAGUUUGUAGACCCUCAUACAGAUGCCAUACUUAGUGUGGAAAAGUUCUUGGAUGCGUUGAAAUAAGUACGCCCUGGGAAAGAUAGUAUGGGCGAUAAAAAUUAGUUUUAACAAUCAAUAGAUUGCUUAGCGAUAAUGAAAUACCUACAAUUAACAAUGGGGUAAACUAUACGCGUGCUUUUCGUUCAUUCAAAAUCUGUUACCAUAGGAACUAGUCAAGGUUACCAUUCAUAAUCGGUGACAGUUAUUUACAGAGAAAAAGGGAUGCGUAGUACCGUGAUUAGAAUAUAGAAAAAAAAUAUAACAUAUAAUCAGUGCUCUGAAUUAUGUAAUUGCUGAGGUUUUGUAACAGGGUACCGUCGUCAGGGCAAGCAGAUGAAUAUGUUUUUUUACAAUUAUUUACAUUUUAGUUUAUAGUGUACCAAAAUUUUGGACGUCAUUAUGAAGCAGGAAGUGUAGUGCAAGCGAAUGGAGUGCGCGCGCGCGCGAUGGUUGACGGACUGGUUCUCGCGCUUAUGCCCUUUUACACGUUGUGUGCGUGACGCAAUCCCUUUGGUACUCUAUCCGAUUCGUAUAUGUGACGUCACUUCAGUAUAAACCACGCCCACUGCACAUGGAGCUACAUGGAAGUUAAGGUCCAACUUGAUUGAGUGCUCAUCCCACGGAAGCUUGAAAUCAGUUCGUGCGCGUGUAUGACAAAGUCACAAGCCGGAUACCACUGCUCCCUUACUAAAAAUAGCAUCGUGUGACAUUUCACACGAUUGCAAUGCGCUAUACGAACCUGUUAUUAAGUAGUUUUACAAAACGGUUGUAUGGUAGCUUUUUUCAUAAACGUUUGGUAAAAGCUUAAUUUUGAAUUGAGUUAAGUCAAUAUUUACCUAAUAUCUUCAUAAAUGCAAUUAAGAAUUUUUUUUACAUAAUUUAACGCAUAAUUAACAAAUUACACAUUUAAAAUAUACUUCAAACAGAACGAAUAUGCACUGUUUUGUUGGUUUCAGACGUUUUGUACGUUUCAUUCUGUCGACAGGAAAUACGUUACCGGUUUGUAUCCGUCGACUUGUAACACAUUAUCAGUCGGUGGUACGUCAUUUGUUGGCUAAUAUAUUGCAUGUAGCUGUAACACAGUGCACCGUUACAAAUCAUUAUAGUGAAUUGUAUUCCGUAGUGAUGAAUACCUUUUGUAGUUAUUUGUUCAAAAAUUAAAUAUUAGAA
Molecule: messenger RNA, 2198 nt
Organism: Acanthaster planci (crown-of-thorns starfish)
Lineage: Eukaryota; Metazoa; Echinodermata; Asteroidea; Valvatida; Acanthasteridae
Product: retinol dehydrogenase 8-like
Cellular component (GO): cytosol
Molecular function (GO): oxidoreductase activity
Source: RefSeq, a predicted model, not a curated record